This is a messenger RNA of Oncorhynchus mykiss (rainbow trout), 2559 nucleotides long. NCBI's taxonomy places the organism in Eukaryota, Metazoa, Chordata, Actinopteri, Salmoniformes, Salmonidae. The record is from RefSeq and is a predicted model, not a curated record.
AUGAACAACAAGAUGAACAGCAAGAUGAACAGUAGGAUGAACAGGAAGAUGAACAGUAAGAUGAACAGCAAGAUGAACAACAAGAUGAACAGUAGGAUGAACAGCAAGAUGAACCACAAGACGAACAGCAAGAUGAACAACAAGAUGAACAGCAAGAUGAACCGCAAGAUGACCAACAGGAUGAACAGUAGGAUGAACAGCAAGAUGAACAGUAGGACGAACAACAAGAUGAACAACAAGAUGAACAGUAGGAUGAACAGCAAGAUGAACAACAAGAUGGACAACAAGAUGAGCAGUAGGGUUAACAACAAGAUGGACAGUAGGAUGAACAGCAAGAUGAACAAAAAUAUGAACAGUAGGAUGAACAACAAGAUGGACAGUAAGAUGAACAGCAAGAUGAACCACAAGAUGAACAGUGGGAUGAAGAGCAAGAUGAACAACAAGUUGAACAACAAGAUGAACAGUAGGAUGAACACCAAGAUGAACAGCAAGAUGACCAACAGGAUGAACAGUAGGAUGAACAGCAAGAUGAACAGCAAGAUGAACAACAAGAUGGACAACAAGAUGAGCAGUAGCGUGAACAACAAGAUGAACAACAAGAUGAACAGUAGGAUGAACAGCCAGAUGAACAACAAGAUGGACAGUUGGAUGAACAACAAGAUGAACAAAAAUAUGAACAAUAGGAUGAACAAGAUGGACAGUAGGAUGAACAGCAAGAUGAACAACAAGAUGACCAACAGGAUGAACAGCAAGAUGAACAUCUAUAUGAACAGAAGGAUGAACAGCAAGAUGAAUAACAAGAUGGACAGUAGGAUGAACAGCAAGAUGAACAAAAAUAUGAACAAUAGGAUGAACAAAAAUAUGAACAAUAGGAUGAACAACAAGAUGAACAACAAGAUGAACAACAAGAUGACCAACAGGAUGAACAGCAAGAUGAGCAUCUAUAUGAACAGAAGGAUGAACAGCAAGAUGAACAACAAUAUGAACAGUAGGAUGAACAGCAAGAUGAACAGCAAGAUGAACAACAAGAUGAACAGUAGGAUGAACAGCAAGAUGAACAGCAAGAUGAACAGCAAGAUGAACAGCAAGAUGAACAACAAGAUGAACAGUAGGAUGAACAGCAAGAUGAACCACAAGACGAACAGCAAGAUGAACAACAAGAUGAACAGCAAGAUGAACCGCAAGAUGACCAACAGGAUGAACAGUAGGAUGAACAGCAAGAUGAACAGUAGGACGAACAACAAGAUGAACAACAAGAUGAACAGUAGGAUGAACAGCAAGAUGAACAACAAGAUGGACAACAAGAUGAGCAGUAGGGUUAACAACAAGAUGAACAGUAGGAUGAACAGCAAGAUGAACAAAAAGAUGAACAGUAGGACGAACCACAAGAUGAACAACAAGAUGAACAGUAGGAUGAACAGCGAGAUGAACAACAAGAUGGACAACAAGAUGAGCAGUAGGGUGAACAACAAGAUGGACAGUAGGAUGAACAGCAAGAUGAACAAAAAUAUGAACAGUAGGAUGAACAACAAGAUGGACAGUAAGAUGAACAGCAAGAUGAACCACAAGAUGAACAGUGGGAUGAAGAGCAAGAUGAACAACAAGUUGAACAACAAGAUGAACAGCAAGAUGACCAACAGGAUGAACAGUAGGAUGAACAGCAAGAUGAACAGCAAGAUGAACAACAAGAUGGACAACAAGAUGAGCAGUAGGGUGAACAACAAGAUGAACAACAAGAUGAACAGUAGGAUGAACAGCCAGAUGAACAAGAAGAUGGACAGUUGGAUGAACAACAAGAUGAACAAAAAUAUGAACAAUAGGAUGAACAAGAUGGACAGUAGGAUGAACAGCAAGAUGAACAACAAGAUGACCAACAGGAUGAACAGCAAGAUGAACAUCUAUAUGAACAGAAGGAUGAACAGCAAGAUGAAUAACAAGAUGGACAGUAGGAUGAACAGCAAGAUGAACAAAAAUAUGAACAGUAGGAUGAACAAAAAUAUGAACAAUAGGAUGAACAACAAGAUGAACAACAAGAUGAACAACAAGAUGACCAACAGGAUGAACAGCAAGAUGAGCAUCUAUAUGAACAGAAGGAUGAACAGCAAGAUGAACAACAAUAUGAACAGUAGGAUGAACAGCAAGAUGAACAGCAAGAUGAACAACAAGAUGAACAGUAGGAUGAACAGCAAGAUGAACAGCAAGAUGAACAGCAAGAUGAACAGCAAGAUGAACAACAAGAUGAACAGUAGGAUGAACAGCAAGAUGAACAACAAGAUGAACAGUAGGAUGAACAGCAAGAUGAACAACAAGAUGAACAGUAGGAUGAACAGCAAGAUGAACAUCUAUAUGAACAGAAGGAUGAACAGCAAGAUGAACAACAAUAUGAACAGUAGGAUGAACAGCAAGAUGAACAACAAUAUGAACAAUAGGAUGAACAGCAAGAUGAACAACAAGAUGAACAGUAGGACGAACAGCAAUAUGAACAACUUUAUGAACAGUUGGUUGAACAAGAAUAUUAACAAGAAGAUGAACAAUAUCGUCCGCUUUUUUCCUCAGUAA